UCUCGCUCUCUCUCUCUCUCUCAAAACCCUUUUCUUUCUCGUUUUGUCACUCAAAAACCUCUUCAAAACCCCAACUAACAGCUCCCUCCUCCUCCUCCUCCUCCUCCUCGUCACUCCAAAACCAUCACAUUCAGACCACACCUGCGUUUUCAUUCAAUACAGACAGAGAGAGUAAAAAGCAAAAAGCAAAAAGCAAAAGCAAAGAUGUCACAACAAAAGCAAGAAGACAAGGAGCCGCCCUUUGUUCCCCAGUAUUUCGGAACACAGCAGCCGAAACGGAACGUGAAGCCGAGGCCGAUGCCGGCUCCGGAGGACCUCGAGCCGCUGCGGGAGCUGUUCCGCCACCAAAUCGAGUCGUUCGACUACAUGGCGGACGCGGGUCUCUCGAUCCUCUUCGACAGCAUCAAGCCCGUCCAGAUUCACGACUCCUUCUCCAACCGCACCCUCAAGAUCUCCUUCGAGAACCCCAAGCUUUUCCCUCCAAUGAAGGACCGGUCGUCCUCGUCCUCGUCUCUGUCCUCUUCCAAGUCCACGUUUCGCGAGUUCCUGUACCCUUACGAAUGCAGGCAGUUCAAGAGCUCGUACACCGGGGCGUUGAUGGCGGAGGUUUGCUUUCAGUACGACGACGGACCUGUCAUUAGAGAGCGGUUCAAUUUCGGACAGUUUCCAAUCAUGCUCAAGUCAAAGUAUUGUCAUUUGAGAGGUGCAGAUCCCCAGAAACUAGUCUCUUGCAAAGAAGAACCAUCAGAAAUGGGCGGAUACUUCAUCUUGAAUGGUCUUGAAAGAGUGGUUCGACUCUUAAUAUUGCCAAAGCGGAAUUAUCCAAUGAGUAUGGUGCGGAAUUCAUUUAGUGAUCGCAGAGAAGGAUAUACCGAUAAAGCAGUUGUCAUAAGGUGUGAAAGAAAAAAUCAGUCUUCAGUAUCAGUCAAAUUGUAUUACCUUCGUAACGGAAGUGCAAGACUUGGAUUUUGGAUACAAGGGAGGGAGUACUUGCUUCCUGUAGGCGUUGUUCUAAAGGCUCUUGUUGACACGACUGAUCAUGAAAUUUAUGUGAGUUUGACGUGCUGCUAUAGUGAGCGAGAUGAGAUGGAAAAGGGUGCUGUUGGCACUCAGCUUAUGGGUGAAAGGGCAAAAAUUAUUCUUGAUGAAGUUCGUGAUCUGUCUCUUUUCACUCGUCUUCAAUGUCUAGAGCAUAUUGGAGAGCAUUUCCAACCUGUUAUGGAGGGACUGGAAACCAAAAAUUAUUCUGAUGUUGCUGAUUCUGUUCUUGAAGACUACAUAUUUGUUCACCUUGAUAACAAUUAUGACAAGUUCAAUCUGCUCAUCUUUAUGCUGCAGAAACUUUUCUCACUUAUAGAUCAGACAUCUGUACCAGACAACUCAGACUCCUUGCAGAAUCAGGAAGUCUUACUCCCCGGUCAUCUGAUUACCAUUUAUCUCAAGGAAAAGCUAGAAGAUUGGCUGCGCAAGGCAAAAAAGUCUCUUCAAGAUGAGAUCAAUAAAAAGAGCAACAUCAACAACAAGGGCAGCAACAACAAGAACAAAAGUUUUGAUUUUUGCAGCUGUAUGUUAUAUUUUUGAGUGCUUAAAGAAUUGCCAUCUCUUUUCUCCUCUUCUUUUUUAUUCCCCUCUCUUAAUUUCAUUUCCAUAUGAAAUGUGUCUCAAAUGUCAGGGCAGCAUCCCUUUUUUGAUUCUUCUUGAGAUGCUUGAUCUUUGUAAUUUUCCAUUCAUAACAGUUGGGGUAUAUCUUUUUUGCUUCCCAUGUACUUGGGUUCAUCCCUUUUGCAUUUAAUUAAUGAUUCAUUUACUUUAAAAAAGUCUCAACAAGUGUAGCUAGCUGUGGAUGUAUUCUUUGGAUUAUUUUCAGUGCUGAUAGGAAUAGAUUUGUGGGUUAUUCAAUGUGUUGUUGAGAUGUUUUCAGAGUGAGUUGUUGGCAUAAUGUUUGGUGUGGAACUCAACUGUUGAAGGCGUUAUAUCCCAAAUUGUAUUCUUUAUCUGUGGAGAAGGAUGUUUUUGUUCACUCCUGUUUGGAGGUGCUGAAGAGGAGACACGCUCACAGUUUGUGGAUAUUAAUUUUGACUUGAUCUUAUGAUUGGAAUCAGUAAUCAUUUGAAUUGUUCUUUGAUACCUUGUAUCCCAAAAUCCUAAGAGGUAUGGGCCAAUAUAGAUUGAGUUGGAGACUUAAGGGAUGAUAAAUUUGAUAUUCGUUCCCAUGAGGCUUUAAGAUGCUCUGUAGUGGCUUUUCCUUGGAGGAGUGAAUUAUGUACAAUGCUCCCAAAAGAUUGGCUUUCUUUGUUUGGACCGUAGUGUGGAGCAAAAUACAUACAUGUGAUAAUCUUAUGAGGGAGUACACCUUUGGUAAAUAGGUGUUGUACGUCCGAAGAUAGGG
This is a messenger RNA of Quercus lobata, 2389 nucleotides long. RefSeq names its product DNA-directed RNA polymerase I subunit 2-like. Gene Ontology annotation, biological process: DNA-templated transcription. Gene Ontology annotation, molecular function: ribonucleoside binding; DNA binding; DNA-directed RNA polymerase activity. The coding region runs from base 205 to 1581 and encodes 458 amino acids. The transcript has 11 exons. Lineage: Eukaryota; Viridiplantae; Streptophyta; Magnoliopsida; Fagales; Fagaceae. The record is from RefSeq and is a predicted model, not a curated record.